AUGGAGUAUGGAGUGGGUGAAAAAGUGUUUUUAAGAGUGUCACCAUGGAAGGGCGUUAUACGGUUUGGCAGGCAAGGAAAAUUAAGUCCGAGGUACAUUGGCCCUUAUGAGAUAUUGGAAAGAGUUGGUCGUUUAGCUUAUCAAUUCCAUGUUUCCAGGUUAAGAAGAUAUAGAUCUGACCCUAGCCAUACAGUACAAGAGUUAGAAAUACAAUUAACUGAAGAUUUAAGUUAUAAAGAAGAACCUGUUGGAAUUCUUGAUAGGCAGAUAAAGAAGUUACGUAACAAAGAAAUUCCAAUAAUAAAGGUUAAGUGGAGUUGA
Messenger RNA from Ricinus communis (castor bean), 321 nucleotides. RefSeq lists its product as uncharacterized. The transcript has a single exon. NCBI's taxonomy places the organism in Eukaryota, Viridiplantae, Streptophyta, Magnoliopsida, Malpighiales, Euphorbiaceae. Bases 1 to 321 code for a protein of 106 amino acids. The record is from RefSeq and is a predicted model, not a curated record.